UGGACACCAGCCUCUUUCCUCCUCCAGGGCACCAGACUCAAGCACCCGCUGCAUUCCCCAGAUCCAGGCGUCCACCUGCAGGAUCCUCGUGGGCUUGCUUGCUCGCCUAUCCUCCUGUCCUUCUUACUGCAGCACCCGGCUUGCAUCGUUGUACCACCUCGUUCUCCGCCCGCAUCAGCCAGCCAGCUCAGCACUGCCCGCUGCCGCUGCCACAACCCUGUCGCGGAUACGGAUGCUUCGUGCUCCUGCCAUCGUCCUAAUUCCAUCGAAAAGAGCUCGCACGUCUGCUCUUCACGAUUCUGCACACCAAACACUUUCCCCCUUAGCGAAGGGCACGAGCGGUCUCCGUCCUGACCCAUGACCCUAGCUUAAGAGGCACCCGAGCCCACACCGCAACGACGUUACGAACAUUUUCCCUCUCAAUACUAUUAGAAGAAAACGCUCACUUGUGAGCAAACCGGCCCGUCCCCAUGUCGCAUAGCUACGAUGUCGGGACGCGAGUCUGGCAGCCCGAUGCCACCGAGGGCUGGGUGGCAUCCGAGGUUAUCAGCAAGACCGUCAACGGCGACAAGGUGAUCCUGGAGUUCCAGCUCGAGAACGACGAGGUCAAAACAGCCGAGAUCUCGCUCGAAGCUCUUCAGAAUGGCAAAGAUGCCUCGCUGCCGCCACUCAUGAACCCUUCCAUGCUGGAAGCCAGCGAUGAUUUGACGAACCUUUCGCACUUGAACGAGCCUGCCGUUCUGCAGGCGAUUCGUCUGCGAUAUGCGCAAAAGGAGAUCUACACUUACAGUGGUAUCGUCCUCAUUGCGACGAACCCGUUUGCCCGAGUCGACUCGCUCUACGUGCCCGGCAUGGUCCAGGUUUACGCCGGCAAGCAGAGAGAGACUCAGGCGCCUCACUUGUUCGCCAUUGCUGAGGAGGCUUUUAUAAAAAUGAUCAAGGACAGCAAGAACCAGACUGUGGUUGUCUCUGGAGAGUCCGGUGCCGGAAAGACAGUCAGCGCCAAAUACAUCAUGCGGUACUUCGCGACAAGAGAAUCGCCGAGCGAGACUGGUUCGCGGUCAAGAAAGGGGGGCGACUCCAUGAGUGAGACGGAAGAGCAGAUUCUGGCGACAAAUCCCAUCAUGGAAGCUUUCGGAAACGCCAAGACCACGAGAAACGACAAUUCUUCGCGCUUUGGAAAGUACAUUGAGAUCAUGUUUGACAAGAAGACCAACAUCAUUGGUGCAAAGAUUCGAACGUAUCUUCUUGAGCGGUCAAGACUCGUGUUCCAGCCGCUCAAGGAGCGAAACUACCACAUUUUCUACCAGCUGCUGGCAGGCGCGACCGAGCAAGAGCGCGAGGAGCUCAACCUGCUUCCGGUCGAGCAAUUCGACUAUCUCAACCAGGGCAAUGCACCCAUCAUUGAUGGUGUGGACGACAAGGCGGAAUUCAUCGCGACAAAGAGCUCUUUGAGCACUAUUGGUGUAAAUGAAGCAAAACAGUCUGGCAUCUUCCAUUUGCUGGCCGGUCUGCUGCAUCUUGGAAACGUCAAGAUCACUGCCUCCAGAAACGACAGCGUGCUCGCCCCUGAUGAGCCCAGCUUGGUCAAGGCCUGCGCCCUUUUGGGAAUCGAUGCGACGACCUUCGCCAAGUGGAUUGUCAAGAAGCAGCUCGUCACCCGCGGUGAGAAGAUCGUCUCCAACCUCACCCAGCAGCAAGCUGUUGUCGUUCGUGACUCGGUUGCCAAGUACAUCUACUCGAGUUUGUUUGACUGGCUCGUCGAGGUCAUCAACAAGAGCUUGGCUACUGACGAGGUCCUGAGCCGUGUCACUUCAUUCAUUGGUGUUCUUGAUAUUUAUGGUUUCGAGCACUUCGCCAAGAACUCCUUUGAGCAGUUCUGCAUCAACUACGCCAACGAGAAGCUUCAACAGCAAUUCAACUCCCACGUCUUCAGACUUGAGCAAGAGGAGUACGUUCGCGAACAAAUCGACUGGACAUUCAUCGAUUUCUCAGACAACCAGCCUUGCAUCGACCUUAUCGAAGGCAAGCUCGGUGUAUUGUCUCUGUUGGACGAGGAGUCGAGGUUGCCCAUGGGCUCUGACGAGCAGUUCGUCACAAAGCUCCACCACCACUUUGCCGCCGACAAGAACAAGUUUUACAAGAAGCCAAGAUUCGGCAAGUCUUCGUUCACAGUCUGCCACUAUGCUGUUGACGUCACUUAUGAGUCCGAGGGCUUCAUCGAGAAGAACAGAGACACUGUCCCCGACGAGCACAUGGAGGUCAUGCGUGCUUCGUCCAACGAUUUCCUUGGCGACGUUCUUGCGGCCGCGUCUGCUGCCCGCGAGAAGGACGUUGCUUCCAGUGGCUCGGCGGUUGCCAAGCCAGCAGCUGGCAGGAAGAUUGGAGUUGCUGUGAACCGCAAGCCCACUCUCGGUGGCAUCUUCCGCUCCUCGCUCAUUGAGCUCAUGGCCACAAUUGGCAACACCAACGUCCAUUACAUCCGUUGUAUCAAGCCCAACGAAGCCAAGGUGGCCUGGAAGUUCGAAGGCCCCAUGGUUCUCAGCCAGCUCAGAGCCUGCGGUGUCUUGGAGACCAUCCGCAUUAGUACCGCUGGUUAUCCUGGUCGCUGGACUUAUGAGGAGUUUGCACUCCGGUACUACCUGCUUGUGCCGUCGACGGAGUGGCAGACCGAGAUUCGGCAACUUGUCAAGCAGAUCUUGGCCAAAGCCCUGGGCACCCUUACUGGUACCGGCUCUGACAACUACCAGCUGGGUCUGACCAAGAUCUUCUUCCGCGCUGGUAUGCUCGCUCACUUGGAGAACCUCCGCCAGACUCGGAUGACCGAGGCGGCUACCAUGAUCCAGAAGAACCUCAAGGCCAAGUACUACCGCCGCAAGUACCUCGAGGCACGAGAGUCUGUCGUUGCUCUUCAGUCCCUCUUCCGUGGCUACACGACAAGGCGGAAAGCCCAAGACCUUCGCAUCACAAAGGCUGCCACGACCAUCCAGCGAGUAUGGAAGGGCCAGAAGCAGCGGAAGCAGUUCUUGCGCAUCCGCAAUGACAUCAUCCUUGCUCAGGCUGCUGCCAAAGGUUACCUCCGCCGCAGGGAGAUCAUGGAGACUCGUGUCGGCAAUGCUGUUCUGCUCAUCCAGCGUGUCUGGCGUGCGAGGAGACAGCUCCGCUCUUGGCGCCAGUAUCGUAAGAAGGUCGUCCUCGUCCAGAGCUUGUGGCGUGGUAAGCAGGCGAGAAAGGGAUACAAGAAGGUCCGCGAGGAGGCUCGUGACCUGAAGCAGAUCUCGUACAAGCUCGAGAACAAGGUUGUCGAGCUCACACAGUCGUUGGGAACCAUGAAGUCCCAGAACAAGACCCUCGUCUCGCAGGUCGAGAACUACGAGAAUCAAAUCAAGUCCUGGAAGACUCGCCAUGCUGCUCUUGAGACAAGGACCAAGGAACUGCAGGCCGAGGCCAACCAGGCCGGUAUUGCCGUUGCCAAGCUGCAAGCGAUGGAGGAGGAGAUGAAGAAGCUCCAGACGAACUUUGAUGACUCAACCCACAACGUCAAGCGGAUGCAAGAAGAGGAGCGCAAGCUUAAGGAAUCCCUCAGGACUGCUACUUCGGAGCUGGAGCGUGUACGCCAGGAGACCACGCAGCACGAGAACGAGAAGAUCUCGCUGCGCGAGCAACUGGCUCACAUGUCUGAAGAGCUUGAGCUUGCACGUCGGUCGGCUCCUGUCAACGGCGAGGCGACCAAUGGCUCGAAUGUUGCGCCGCCUAUCAGCGGACUUAUCAACUUGGUCACUUCCAAGAAGCCCAAGCGGCGGAGUGCUGGCGCGGAGCUUCGGGAUGCCGACCGCUUCAGCGCGGCAUACAACCCGAGACCUGUCUCGAUGGCUGUUACUGGCGGUGCCAGCAGACAGCUGGGAGGCGGUGCUUUCGCGCCUGCUGACUCGAUCGAGAUGGAGCUCGAGGAUCUGCUCGCAGAUGAGGAUGGCUUGAACGAGGAGGUUACCAUGGGCUUGAUCCGGAACCUCAAGAUCCCAUCGCCCAACACAACUCCUCCUCCCUCCGACAAGGAGGUUCUGUUCCCGUCGUACCUGAUCAACCUUGUCACUUCCGAGAUGUGGAACAAUGGUUUUGUCAAGGAGUCAGAAAGAUUCCUCGCCAAUGUCAUGCAGUCUAUCCAGCAGGAGGUCAUGCAGCACGACAGCGACGAUGCUAUCAACCCUGGCGCUUUCUGGCUGUCCAAUGUUCACGAGAUGCUCUCCUUCGUCUUCCUUGCUGAGGACUGGUACGAAGCUCAGAAGACCGACAACUACGAGUACGAUCGGCUCCUAGAGAUUGUCAAGCACGACCUUGAGAGCUUGGAGUUCAACAUCUAUCACACCUGGAUGAAGAUCAUCAAGAAGAAGCUCAACAAGAUGAUUAUUCCUGCUAUCAUCGAGUCUCAGUCUCUGCCCGGCUUUGUCACGAACGAAAGUAACAGAUUCCUCGGCAAACUGCUGCAGACCAACUCCCAGCCUGCGUACAGCAUGGAUAACCUGCUCAGCCUGCUCAACAACGUCUUCCGGGCGAUGAAGUCAUACUACCUCGAAGACUCGUACAUUAUGCAGACCAUCACUGAGCUGCUCCGCCUCGUUGGUGUCACUGCUUUCAACGAUUUGCUCAUGCGUCGCAACUUCCUCUCCUGGAAGCGUGGUCUCCAGAUCAACUACAACAUUACUCGUAUUGAGGAGUGGUGUAAGAGCCACGACAUGCCUGAGGGCACUCUACAGCUCGAGCACUUGAUGCAAGCGACAAAGCUUCUGCAGCUGAAGAAGGCUACCCUGAACGACAUUGAGAUCAUUCAGGAUAUCUGCUGGAUGUUGUCACCCAACCAGAUCCAGAAGCUGCUGAACCAGUACCUUGUUGCUGAUUACGAGCAGCCUAUCAAUGGCGAGAUUAUGAAGGCCGUCGCCUCAAGAGUCACGGAGAAGAGCGAUGUUCUGCUGCUGCAGGCUGUCGACAUGGACGACAGUGGCCCGUACGAGAUCGCCGAGCCGAGAUCCAUCACUGCUUUGGAGACUUACACACCAUCAUGGCUGCAAACUCCCCGCCUCAAGCGCCUUGCCGAGAUUGUGUCUGCUCAGGCUGUCGCUCAGCAGGAGAAGUACGAUCCGGAGGCCUAUGGUGAGCACGCCGAUUCUUUCCCUGAGGAAGACGAGGACGACGAGGAAGCCCCUGUCACCACUGCGUAGAGCGGAGUUGUGACAAGGUGGCGGACCGUUUCACCCGCCAUGUCUAUACGAAGUGCUUGAGACGCGAAAUAGAGGCGAGUCUUUUUUGUCGCGAAGCAAGAGGUGUAAAA
Microdochium trichocladiopsis is the source of this 5326-nucleotide messenger RNA. RefSeq names its product putative myosin MYO2. Lineage: Eukaryota; Fungi; Ascomycota; Sordariomycetes; Xylariales; Microdochiaceae. Gene Ontology annotation, molecular function: actin filament binding; microfilament motor activity; ATP binding. Gene Ontology annotation, biological process: actin filament organization; vesicle transport along actin filament. Gene Ontology annotation, cellular component: cytoplasm; actin cytoskeleton; vesicle. The transcript has 7 exons. The record is from RefSeq and is a predicted model, not a curated record. Bases 471 to 5216 code for a protein of 1581 amino acids.